Molecule: messenger RNA, 1374 nt
Organism: Drosophila guanche
Lineage: Eukaryota; Metazoa; Arthropoda; Insecta; Diptera; Drosophilidae
Exons: 1
Coding region: 1-1374 (457 amino acids)
Source: RefSeq, a predicted model, not a curated record
AUGAGCUGCGGCAGCGGCCUCCAAGUGGAGGCGCUGGACGCCUCUUUGCCACUGCCAUCCCAUCAGCAUCCGCACUCUCCCGCUGCUGCUGCUGCUGCUGCUGCGUUCCCAUUCCAGCUGCCGCCAGUGGUUCUGCCUGUGGAACAUGGCAGAAGCAAUUACCAUGACACAGGCGCGGCCGCGGCCGCGGCAGAGUCGUUGGCAGGAUUAGCAGGAUAUACACGAAAUUAUUAUGGCACUUCUGGUGGCAGCGAUGACUUGGCCAGGGCCACAUAUGGAAAUUAUGCCCCACACCAUCUCUGGCCAUCGCUGGGCAGCACGGCAAAUGGAUUUGUGCCCUUCUCCUCCCACUACGACAGCAAAGUGCCGCUGCACUCGCUCUAUGGCGGUGGAGGGGAGCACGAGCAGGCCGAGCAUCACGGACAGCGGGGUAAUAUCGAUUUUGUCAUUAAUACUGGAAAUUAUGAGGCAAAUGUCGCUGGUCCUGGUCCUGGUCCUGGUCCUGGGGCUGCCUAUCAAAGCUAUGGAUAUCAGCCUUUGCCUCUGCCUCUGCCUCAGCAACAGCAACAGCAACAACCCCCCUACAGCCAUUACCAUUUCGAACAAAUUUCCAAUUAUCGCCCGGCAAGGGAGGCUCUGACUGUGGAGCUGCAGGAGGCGGGGGAGGACAAUGAGUCUGGUGUCUAUUCCAGGAUCAAGGAGCGCCAGACACUGGUGAACCCUGUAAAGCGCCAGCAGGAGGAAGAGAAGCUGAACCUACGAAAACGGCAACUGGAAGCGAAAGAGCGACAGAAGGAGCCGCGGGAACGCCAGCGACUGGGUAGCCGGCAGGAUCAACAGGAGCAGCAGCUGCUCUACUCCCACACCGACGCGCACAUUGCAAAAAGUGGCGGCAACUUCCUGCCACCGAUUACCAGCAGCGUGCACCACACACCGACGAGCAGCAAGGCCCUGGCCGGCGUGCCGCUGGGCAAGCACAUUGAGAUCACUCGCCAGGUGCCCAUCACCCACUACCAGAAGCUGCUGGUGCCCUACAAAGAGAAGCUGCAGUUGCAGGUGCCUCGCACCGUUAUAGCCGCCGUGCCCAGGCCUGUGGCCAUCAAGGUGCCCGUCACCAAGACGGUGGCCGUGCCCCAGCUGCAGGAGCUGAAGAUACCCAUCGAGCGGAUCAAACCUGUGCCCGUCGAGCGACCCAUUCCGUUUGUGGUCGAGCGUCGUGUGCCCUACCGAGUGGAGAAGGCUGUGGCCACUCCCGUCUACUAUCCGUAUCCCGUCAAAGUGCCCGUGGUAAGGACGGUGGUGCACAAACAGCAUCCCCACUACGUGCCAUCGGGUGGUUGGGCUCCAGCAGCUGGCAAUCAUCUCUUGGGUUGA